AAGAGCGCCUCCGAUUUCGAUUAGGAUUAGAUACUGCGGCACGAAAGGUAUUGUACAACCGCCAAAAAUAACCAACUAUAAAUUCAACAUGAAAGGGUGGUUUUUCAAUCUCAACAAUUCUUGUAGAUGAUACCCUUUUGCUUCUCUCUGUGCAUAGACAAAUACCCGUUUUUGUUUUUGUUUUUUUUCUGUAAUUUUUGUUUCUUCACAAAGUAAUCAUGUUAACCAAUCAAUACUUCCAAACAACUAACCUUCAGAGUGAGGAACUUGAAGUUGAAGAUCGAGAGUCUGUGGUAGUUGACAAUGAUGACGAUUUGGAUGCUGAUGCUGAGAACGGUGAGGCUCAUUCGGGGGAUAACAAUGAGAGUUUCGCAGAUUUUACUCGCAAUGGAAUGUUCAAGAUUGGAGAAGGAAGCCGUGAGCAUGACUUAAUCAAGAAGACUUUGCUUGAGGGUAUGGGAAGACAUGCAAAUUUCACGAGGAUUGUGGCUAUACACAAGAACUCCGUCUCUGGUUCAGCAGGAAAAGCUCGGUGGUUGGCUUUCAGGAUUUUUUCUCAGGCGGUGGCUGAAAGGCGGGGUGGAAAUUCUAAUCUGCGGUUUGCUUGGUAUGGUGCUUCGAGGGCGGAGAUUUGUCAAGUCAUAUCCCAUGGAUUUAGUCACUCUGGUGAAACCGCUAAUGCUCAAUCUCAUGGGAUUGGCAUCUCUCUGUCUCCUGCAAAAUUUUCCAUUGAUAGUGUGGAAUCUUCGGCUGCAGAUGAAAAUGGUCUAACGCAUAUAUUGUUGUGCCGUGUAAUACUGGGAAAGAUGGAAAUGAUUCCUGCUGGUUCCAGGCAAUUUCAACCAAGUUCAACAGAGUUCGAUUCUGGCGUUGACAAUAUUGUAGAGCCUAGAAGAUUCACUGUGUGGAAUGCUUUCAUGAAUUCUCACAUCUUCCCCAAUUACAUCAUCAGUAUUCAGGCUCCUUCCGUAGCUGAUAUGAAGACAAACCAAGUGAGGCCUCUAAGACCCACUUCACCAUGGAUGAGCUUUCCUGUUUUGUUGUCUAUAUUGUCAAAGUUUUUGGAUUCUUCUUAGAUGGCUUUGAUUUCCAAAUGCCAUGAUGACUUUAAAAAAAGUAAGAUUAACCGUCUGCAACUAAUCCGAAUGGUGAGGCUGAUAUGCGGAGACAGGCUGUUGGUUGACAUAAUUAAAUCUUGUAAGGAAAAGCUUGUGAUCAGAGCAUCUACCAGCAUUGGCAGCAAAAAUUUGACAUUCAUCUAAUCUGCAGCCAGCUUUUUGACAACAUCUAGAAUCUGAAGGCAGCAGCAACAGCAACUGAUACAAGAAGAAAAUGUAGUUGAUCUGACAUUGAUCAUUCUUUUAGAAUAUUUGACAAACAGUUGUUAUAGACGUAGUAGCAAUUAGGCUUUUUGUCAUAGUUACUGACCUUAAAACCUGGGGGAAACAACCUCAGUUUCCACCAGUUGUCAAUAUACAAUAUAGUUUCUUGGAUUUUAUUUCGUGUACCAAUAGACAAGAUUUGUCUGAUUGGGAUUUAAAAACUUC
This is a messenger RNA of Manihot esculenta (cassava), 1547 nucleotides long. RefSeq names its product probable inactive poly [ADP-ribose] polymerase SRO2. Gene Ontology annotation, molecular function: NAD+ poly-ADP-ribosyltransferase activity. The coding region runs from base 219 to 1076 and encodes 285 amino acids. NCBI's taxonomy places the organism in Eukaryota, Viridiplantae, Streptophyta, Magnoliopsida, Malpighiales, Euphorbiaceae. The record is from RefSeq and is a predicted model, not a curated record. The transcript is spliced from 6 exons.